This is a messenger RNA of Porites lobata, 1862 nucleotides long. The record is from the annotation of a GenBank genome assembly. Lineage: Eukaryota; Metazoa; Cnidaria; Anthozoa; Scleractinia; Poritidae.
AUGAUUUGGCCAAUCUCUGUUUGCUACAGGUCCCGCUCAGUUGAACGAACAAACAAUCUCUUUGUUCUGGAUGCUCUUCACACUCCAGAUGAGCCUGUUUUACUGAGACUUCGCUGCAUCUCAAAUCACAGCAAACUAUUCCAUGACACAAUUUGUCAUCCCAAACUUGUAGAAAUUGCGUCUGAGCUGGUAAGAUCAACUAACCAACUUUUCUUUAGCUGCGUGAGUUAUCGAUGAAGUUUUAAAAAGGGGGUAUGUCGCGCUAUUUGCUACAUAUGUUUUCCAAAAGUAAUGGUCAAAUUCUGUUAAAAAUCUUUAAGAUCUUAGAUUAUAUUAGAUAAGAUCUUUUACUUAGGCAUGGAAUCCCGUUACCUUGACACAGGAGGGAAAUCCCCAGCCCCCGGCUCUUAAUGACAACUCUGAAAUUCCUUUACAAUGUACAGCUUUGUUUUCUAUUCUAACCUCUAUGAGGCUGAUUUUUCAAAGCAUGCAUCACCGAGGUUCAUACCCUCUUUAAUGUGUCCAUUCCUGAAAGAUACACUGUUCAAGAUGCUAACUGAAUGGUAGAAUUAUAAACCCGUCUGAGAUUUAAGACCCCUAAAACCAUACCCUGUUUGGCAGCAAAGCAAAUAGCAGUUUAGGUGAAAAAAGGAGUGCCUUCCCCCACCCCCACCGAGUCAAGAUGCCUUCGAACAGAAAUUUGGGCACGGAUACGGGCCAGCAGCGCCCACUUUAUCGGUACUUUGCUAAACUCUGGCGUGAAUACCUGGGAAAAACAUGGAUUGACAUAAAUAUCAGUAACACAUCAAUAACGCAUAAUUCUUUUUCCAUUAAGAUUGGACCAUCGAUUCGUUACAUUAAUCAAGAUAAAGUGAACAUGAAGCCGCCACAAAGUGAAAGUUCGGUUGUUACAUGGCAUCAAGACUGGGCAUUUUUUCCUCACACGAAUGACAGUUUGGUCACUGUCUGUAUUGCCAUUGAUGACUCCACCAGGGAAAAUGGUAACAGAAAUACUGUAAACUUCUGCUUAUAAGCCCCUUCACUUAUAGCUCCCACUGUUAUAGGCGCACCUACCUGUAAUGAAAAAAACAAGUUCGGUUAUAGCACCCCAUCCCGCCCCUACCGAAUGUAAGCCCCCUCUAGCUUGUACUAAAACGAAUUCGAUUUUUUUAAGACGUUUUGAGUAAAUUUAUAAAGUAGUUUGAUCAGCACUGCUAUGUAGCUUGUUUUGAAGCGCUUCAUAGUCCGGCUAUAAGCCACCCCCCCCCCCCCCCUCAUCUCCCGCCCCGUUUGUAAACCCGACGGUUUAUAAGCGGAAUUUUACGGUACUGUAUACGUUGUGACCUUUUUUUCGAAACUCUUCAAUUUAAUCUUCAGCUUCAGCUUCUUCAUCUUAAGCUUUUUUAAUUCCAAAUUAUACAGGAUGUCUACAAGUGGUUCCAGGAUCACACAAGGGCCCCCUGUAUUCACACUUUAAGGAUGGAGCUUUUGUAUCGGCCAUAACAGAUCCAGCGUUUGACCCCAGCACUGCUGUUCAUGUGGAAGUAACCGCUGGUGGAGCCUCGUUUCACCAUGUCUUAACGGUGCACGGAUCGGCACCUAACCUGUCCCGUCAUUCACGGCGUAUGUUGUGUUUUAACUACAGUUCCACAGAUGCUUGGCCAUUGCUUGGUGUCGCGGGACAUGAAUUUACAAGCCAUGGCCCAGUGGACUGGGAGAGGUAUUGCUCCACGGCGGUGAAAGGCAAAGCCAGUGUGUUUCCACGAAUGAAGGCAUUGCCUGUCUGCAUUCCCAUACCUUUGGAUUCAGGUUUUGAUAUUUAUCAACAUGCCAAGCCUAGUGUCGUUAAUCAGCCGCAGUGA